Eurytemora carolleeae is the source of this 5043-nucleotide messenger RNA. RefSeq lists its product as uncharacterized. Bases 313 to 4722 code for a protein of 1469 amino acids. The transcript is spliced from 19 exons. Gene Ontology annotation, cellular component: cell septum; cell periphery. Lineage: Eukaryota; Metazoa; Arthropoda; Copepoda; Calanoida; Temoridae. Gene Ontology annotation, molecular function: chitin synthase activity. The record is from RefSeq and is a predicted model, not a curated record.
GUCCCCCCGGAGAACAACACUUCUUCGUAUUUUCGGAGAACAGCACUUCUCCGUAACCCCGGAGAACAACACUUCUCCGUAACCCCGGAGAAUAACACUUCUCCGUCCCCCCGGAGAACAACACUUCUCCGUCCCUCCGGAGAACAACACUUCUCCGUGACCCCGGAGAACAACACUUCUCCGUGACCCCGGAAAACAACAAAACAUUUCUCAAUCUGGUUUUUAAAAAGAACUUAUGUAACCUAUCUUCUGCCACACCUCAAAAAAUGCACUUUUAGCCAAACAGAAACAAUUCUGAUCCAGGAUUAGAAAAUGGCGGAAGACGACGAAAGGAGUUCUAAAGAGAAGAAACCAUGGGACGUUUUCUAUUCUUCAACAGACGAAGCAAGUUCAGCAUCAGAAACAACAACAGAGCAAUGGCAGCAGGCCUACAGAAUUCUCAAGGUUCUCACCAUCAUCAUCUGUUUUGCUGUGGUUCUUACAGCUGGAAUAGUCACAAAAGGAGCAACAUUCUUUAUAGUAAGUCAGAUAUCUGGAGAACCUCUAGAGUACUGUGACUCAAACGAUGUGACCAGGACAUCACAGAUAAAUCCUACUGGAAAAGUUGCCUGGGUCUGGGCUCUUUUCUUUAGUUACUCCAUGCCUGAAGUCCUUACUUUCCUCACAUCCUUGAGAACAAUAACAAUGAGAACCAGUUCAACACCUGCUGUUCUAGAGUUCCUUAUUUGCCUUGGAUUUGAAGUUCUUCAUGCAGUUGGAGUUACUAUUUUAUUCUUCUUUGCGCUUCCAGGCAUGGAUUCAAUCCGAGGGAUUAUGGCUACUAAUGCAUUAUGCAUAAUUCCAGCAAUAUUGAAAUUGUUCAUCAAACAAGAUAUCAAAAUAGGAAAAUUCAGAGUUCCAGAUAUUGCUUGCAAGGUGUUGACAGUGUUAUCUCUGCUUCUACAGAUUUCAGCUUUAAUAAUAUGGCCAAUAGUUUCUCAGACUGAAAUUGAGUAUUCCUGGGCGCUUCCGGUUGGUUUAUUUCUGACAUCUUUCGGAUGGUGGGAGGCUUUCGUGGAUGAAAAGGCCUUCUCACCCUCAAGUAAACUUUGGUUAGUGAAAACAAAGAUGUGUGAUGGAGGAGCCAGAGCAUUUACCUACACCCUAAUAGCACCAAUAAAGAUCGGAGUAAUGUUUCUGGGGAUGAUCCUGUAUAUAUCAAUUUCAAAGAUUUUUACAUUGAGUGAGUUGUUUUCUGAGAUAGGAAACUCAUUUUCAACACAGCAAUUUACUUCUUCUUCAAAUAACAUGGAUUCCCCAAUUUUUGAGCAGACCCUCAAUUCAUAUGAACCUGCUUAUGUGUUUAUUGUGCAAGCCAUUUGUGCCUGGGCAGGCUAUUUGUUUGCAGACUUUGCCUGUAAAUACGGAAUCCAGCUACAAAGCUUUUCAUUCCCAUUGACCUUGAUUACACCAUUGUGUGUAAUCAUUCUGUCGAAGAUGUGUGUGGACCGCCAGGCUAACAGUUGUGUUUAUCAAGGUUCAAUUCCUUCUCACAUGUUUUAUGAAUGUCCAGAAAAUAGUAGCACCUUUGAAUGGAUUUCCUCCAACUAUGCUUGGGCUUGGAUACUGUGGUUUAUCUCCCAAUGCUGGUUGACAGUUCAUAUAUGGUUCCCCAAAAGUCAAAGACUUGCUAGCACACCACAGAUGUUUGGAACUCCAUACUUUAAUUCCCUGGUCCUGGAACAAUCCCUCAUGCUGAACAGGAGAUGUGAUGAUGGAAAAAACACAAGAAGAUUUGACUUUAAAACAAAGCAUUUUAACCAGUCCUACGCUGCGCCAGCAGAGAAACCGGUGAAACAAAAGAGAAGGAAAAUUUCUGCAUUUUCGGACCAAAAUAAGGACUUUGAGGGAGUUGAACUAGACACAACAACAAGGAUUUAUGGCUGUGCAACCAUGUGGCAUGAAAAUACAGAAGAAAUGUCUGAAAUGCUGAAAUCCAUAUUUCGCAUAGAUGAAGAUUAUUUUGCCAGGUUUAUGGCAAGGAAAGUUAUGGACAUAGAUGACCCUGACUUCUAUGAGUGGGAAACCCACAUUUUUUUUGAUGAUUGCAUGGAAAGGUCAUCUGAAUCUAAAGAUGAAGUAAUUGUAAACCAGUUUGUACGUCUUCUGAUUCACAUGGUUGAUGCCUGUUCAAAGAAAUGGUAUGGCAAAAGAAACUUUCAGGUGGAUCCCCCCGAAGUAUUUUUAACUCCCUACGGCGGACGUCUGAUUUGGCAUUUACCUGGAAAAACUAAGAUUAUUUGUCAUCUGAAAGACAAAAACAAGAUCAGGCACAAAAAGAGAUGGUCUCAAUGUAUGUACAUGUAUUACUUUUUGGGAUUUCAGUUGAUGGACAACCCUAACCUUACAGAACAACAGAAAGAGGUUCGAGCUGAAAACACAUUCUUACUAGCUUUGGAUGGAGAUGUAGACUUUCAGCCAGAAGCUAUUAUCAAACUGGUUGAUCUAAUGAAAAGAAAUCCAGACGUUGGAGCAUCAUGUGGAAGGAUUCAUCCCAUUGGAUCAGGUUACAUGCAAUGGUACCAGAUGUUUGAAUAUGCCAUUGGUCAUUGGCUCCAGAAAGCAACCGAACACAUGAUGGGCUGUGUUCUGUGUAGCCCUGGUUGUUUUUCACUCUUUCGGGCUAAGGCUGUUAUGGAUGAAAAUGUAAUGCACAAGUACACCACCAUCGCAACCCAACCUAGGCACUAUGUCCAGUAUGACCAAGGAGAGGACAGGUGGUUGUGUACUUUAAUGCUCCAAAAGGGUUGGAGAGUUGAAUAUUCAGCAGCCAGUGAUUCUUUUACUGCAUGUCCCGAAGGAUUCAAAGAGUUCUACAACCAAAGAAGAAGGUGGAUGCCAUCCACAAUAGCCAAUAUUGCAGAUCUUUUGGGUGAUUUCAGAAAUGUCAUUAAGAACAAUGAUGAUAUUUCUUUCUUCUAUAUAGUGUAUCAGAUUAUGAUGAUGGUUGGCACAAUCCUAGGGCCAGGGAGUAUCUUUCUCAUGCUUGUUGGAGCAUUCAAUGUGGCCUUCAAAAUAUCUAAUGUGGAUUCUCUUUUGAUAAACUUGAUAAUAGUAGUCAUCUAUAUCUUGGUUUGCGCAUUCUUCAAAUCUGAUCAUCAAGUAUUUGUGGCUAUGGUGCUAAGUUUAGUGUAUGCAAUUAUCAUGAUGGCUGUACUGGUAGGACUGUGUCUUCAGCUGAAUGAAGAUGGACUUUUGGCCCCCACGAGUCUUUCUCUAAUGUUUGUAGCUGGAGCGUUUAUUCUUGCAGGCAUCUUGCAUCCUCAAGAGUUUUGGUGCCUACCCAUGGGAGUGAUUUACUAUAUCACUAUACCAUCUAUGUACUUGCUUCUUAUGAUCUACUCCAUCUUUAACCUGAACAAUGUUUCUUGGGGAACAAGAGAAGUUCCAAAGUCUGCAGCUGAUGUUGCAGCAGAACAAGAACACAAUUUAAAUGAGGCCAAAACUCAAGCAGCAGCAAAAGAAAAUGGACUUCUUGGCUAUUUUCAAUCCCUCAAUGAUACCAAGAAAAAAGGAACAAUUGAAUUUUCAUUUGGAAACAUUUGUUCCUGGUUUCUAUUCACCAAUGAUGAUGAUAAAGAUACCAAGAGAGAACUUAUGAUGAUUGCUGAUAAACUUGAUAGAGUUGAAAAAGCACUGAACAUUAAAGACAUGCCCAAGAAAGAUCUAACAAAAGAAACGGAGAAACCAAGUAAACCUGAUAAUCCUGCCCCUGCUGUGAAACGGGUUCAGAUAUUUGAGGAAAGAAAACCGGAGAGAAAUGAAAUGGUAAACCCAUACUGGUUGGAGAAUAAUAAGGAAAACAAUGAGAAAUGCCCCUUACUCAUGAAGGCAAAGAAACAAGUCAUAAAUCCAGUUGAACUUUCUUUCUGGAAUAGUUUCAUAGAACAGUAUCUUAAACCUCUGAAUGAAGACAAAGAAGAAAAGAAGAGGAUCAGCGAAGGCUUGAAAGAUCUACGCAAUCAGAUGGUAAUGUCAUUCCUUAUCCUGAAUAGUAUCUGGGUUGUUACUAUUUUCCUGCUGCAACAGAAUAAAGAUACUCUGUUUAUUAAGUGGCCUUGGGGAGCUAAAGAUCUUAUGAUCGAGUUUGAUAGGGAACUAAGCUCUAGCUCAGCUUCCAGGGUUAGUGAAAUAGAGAUCAAACAAACUUAUCUAGAGCUUGAACCGUUAGGAGUAGUAUUCAUGGCUUUCUUUGCUGUAGUUAUGCUCAUUCAAGUUAUUGGUAUGAUCCUUCACAGAAUAAUGACCCUAGGACACAUCGUAUCUUCGACUAAACUCAGAUCUCAUUACAAUGCCUCAGAGUUUUUGGAUGAACACGGAGCUCAAAUCAUCAGAGAUAUACAAAGGACACGUCAAGGAGAGGCAACAACAGACAUGGAAGAGGCAGUAGAACAAACUCUUCAAAAUAUCAAUAAUGGGGAUGCCAAUGAACUCCGUCGGUUGAGCAAUGUAGGGACCAUAAAGAGGAAAGGGGGAAGGUUUGCUGAACCAGAGGUAGUUUCUGAACUUAAGAGAAGACACACUCAGUAUGGAAAGAGAAAAGCCACCAUGAAACAAAGAGGUAGAGAGAGACCCAACCAUGGAAUUAUUAUACAGGAGGAGGAUGAAGAGCCGGAGAAGGUUUCGAUCGGAAGAACUAAAUCCAAGAUUGAUCCAGAUGGAAUUAAUGAAAGAUAUGCUUAGUAUCCUGUCAGAUCUAAUCCUAAUCAGAGUAUUCAUAAAUUAAGACCAGGAGGUUUUGGACAAAUUAUUUGUAAACAAAUUUUGUGUCACUCACUGCUAAAAGCCAUUAUUUCUUCGAUCAGUGUACUGCAGAUCAAUAAAGUACGCACAGAAAACUUAGUUUAGGGUGGUGUAAUUUUCAUGCAUUUCAAGCAAUUGUGAUUAAUUAAGGUUUGUCCUAUUUAACCUUCCUAAAUUUAAGGAAACUCUAUUUUUAUUUAAAUUUGUAAAUGUAUAUAUACUUUAGACUUCAAUAAAAGAACAUGUGUUUUAUAAAAUUUA